Messenger RNA from Symbiodinium sp. CCMP2592, 2712 nucleotides. The record is from the annotation of a GenBank genome assembly. Lineage: Eukaryota; Dinophyceae; Suessiales; Symbiodiniaceae.
AUGAACCAAGCCGAGCCAUGGCCUCCAGCAAAGCUGGCAGACACGCUUGGCAGCGAUGAUUGGCAACUUUCGAUGGCAAGGGCAGGUGUGCCCCGACCUUGCCAAAAUCGCUUCGACUUCCAAGAUACAUGCAAGGACACCGGCAACUCUCCGCCUUUUCGUAUUUGUGGCGAUCACUGGUGCGAUGAGUAUUCUGUUGGGAGUGGGUACUGUCAGGUGUAUCCUCCUGAUGGCGCUUUCUUCGAAGUUGGCAGUGGCUCCAGCGCCCCCUUGAUUGUGGUGGCAUCGCACUGUGCAGCGAAGCGAUCGAGUGCCAACUCGUCUCAGCUCUUCCUCUGUCCGCUUCGGGUCCCCAUUGCCGUAGCCCUGAUGUUGAAAGCCGGUAGCAGCUCAGUCGGCGCCUGGCUCCAUGCCCUGGACUCUUCCUCUCGGCCCGCGGAGUUCUCGCGCCGGCUUUUCGGCGCCUUCAAGGACAACGAGCUGGCCGUCUCCCGGAAGUUCCUUUCCUGGAUCUUUGGGCCGGACGGGCUUGGGGCGUCGUUGACAGCCAGGCUGCGGCCUUCGGCACGACGGGCAUUGGUGAAGCGCUUCUUCUUUGAGACGAGGCCACAGAAGACGGCAUCCAAACUGUUGUUGCCACCGGGAUGGUGCAUGCCUUGCUGUGCUGCGGGUUCAGGACGCUUACCGGUCAUGUUGGUCCGCAGUCCGUACCGACGUGUCCAUUCUUACUUUCGGCACAAAUGGCUGGCGAAUCCGAGCAAGGAGCCACUUACAGGGUGGAAGGAUCUUCCGGAGUUUGUCAGGAAGUUGGCGGAGCACCGCACCUUGAACCGGUCCUUGCCGCCUGUCUUCACGAAGCAGGACCUCUAUCACACACUGUCAUUUCACGACAUCCUGCGAGACAUCCGCUGGUCUGCCGCCGCUCGCGAGGUAAUGCGAUUAAGGAUGUGCGUUCUGCGCCUGGAAGUGCUUCACAUGGACCUAAUCCAUCUGCAUGCAGUGCUCUGCCGUUGGUUUCGCUUCUGCGAGCGCUUGCCGGCCAUCCCAGAGAUUAUUCCGACUGGGUUGCGACCGUACCUACCGGUUCCCUCGCCUCCGUGGGAGACGCUCUGGACGAAGGAUGCAGUGCAGAACAUGCGCCGAUUGUUUUCCUCGGACUUCGAAGAGCUCGGCUACUCCGUCGAUCCGUUGCGGGGUGCUGCUUCCAGCGAAGUGAAGAAUGCCAUCGAGGGGAAGUCGGCCGACGAGAUCGCUGAGCUCCCAGCAGACCAGCUCGCGAAGGUCAAAGAGGCGGUGGGCAAAGGCGGGGAAGGGGUCCUGCGGCAGGCCAUUUCUGUGCAAAGGGAUCGCUUGCGCUUUGUGUUGCGUUUCUUUUCGUGCGAGCCGGGUCUCCUGCUGCAGCUGCCUGCCCUGGGCCGGCUGGCGAUGGAUGUUCUCUACGAUGGGCACUGCACGCUCUUGCUGAACAGGGAAGCUCCCGUUUGCCAUGCAUCUGUGUUCGAGACCGGCAGAGUGCUUCCGGCAGGAUCUGACAAGAGCAACAACGGCCAUCGCUAUGACUCCAUUCCUUUCGCCAACGGCAUGAUCACUUCUGGCAUGAGCUGCCAGUUGAUUCACUACACGCAUGAAGAGCACACUGCAUUCUUCGAGUUGUGCAAGAGCUUCAACUUCAUCAUCGUCCGCUGCAAUCCAGGCCAGAUAAAGGCAGACGGUGGAGAUCAGCAGAAGUUCGACGACGGGAUGCGUGAGAUGCGUAAAGCCGGCAUCCAGGUCUGGCCCUCUCCGGAUGUGAUGGAGAAGAUGGGCGCCAAGGACGCUUUGUGCAAGGUGGCGACUCUGAACAUCGGGCUCGAGGACACCUUGGCUUACUACAGUCCUGACGACUUCGCCGCGGGCUUCAAGAAGACCAUGGCCUUCCAGCCGCGUGUGAUCAAGCAGAACCGCGGCUCCUCCGGCGAGGGCAUCUGGAUCAUCAAGCUGGCCGAGGGCAACUACUGCAAGGAGUACGGUGAGAGGUCCUGCGAGGAUGGCGAGGUCCUGAAGCUGAUGGAGGCGAACGACAACCACGAGGAGACCCACACCGUCGCCGAGUUCAUCGAGUUCUGCGUGAGCGGCCGCUCGGACAAGUCCGGCGAGUGGACCUCCAAGGGCGUCGGAAAGUACCUCGAGGGCGGCAAGGAGGCCGGUGGCCAGCUCGUGGACCAGCGCUUCUGCCCGCGCAUCGUGGAAGGCCGGCUGUUCCCGUUUGCAGAUCUCGGUGAGCUCCGCUACAACCUCAUCGUGGACUCGCUGGUGGGCAUCAUCCACAAGAAGCCCAAGGAGGGCGGCAUCUCCGCCGUGGGCGGCACCGGCUCCAUCUACACUUACUACGGCCCCGAGGAGGUAUCCUUCAAGACGCUGACCGACAACUUCCUGCAGAAGGACCUGCCGAAGGUGAUGCCGUCCCUGGAGCUGGCAGAGGAGCCCGUGCCUCUGUGGUGGACCACGGACUUCAUCUUGGCUUCCCCCGAGGGCACGCCCAAGGAGGAGGAGAAGUGGAUCGUCGGCGAGUUCAACUGCUCCUGCGUGGGCAUCUCGAGGUGCCUGGCCGCCUACUGCAAGGAUGACACCCCCAACGCCUCCUUCGAUGACAUCACGGAGGAGGACAAGGCGGAGGCCAAGAAGUACGGCGACCUCAUGGGCCAGAAGGCUCUUGGCAUCCUCUCCAAGUGA